Zychaea mexicana is the source of this 570-nucleotide messenger RNA. RefSeq lists its product as uncharacterized. The coding region runs from base 1 to 570 and encodes 189 amino acids. The record is from RefSeq and is a predicted model, not a curated record. NCBI's taxonomy places the organism in Eukaryota, Fungi, Mucoromycota, Mucoromycetes, Mucorales, Lichtheimiaceae. The transcript has 3 exons.
AUGAAUAGCGCCAUCUCAACGCCCGACCUGCAGAUCCUUGACCAAUUCCCGCUCAACUCCUCUCACCACCUAUGCACACAUGCGUUCACACCACUACCUCCACGAUUCCCAACACAACCGCCGUUGAGUAGCUAUAUAAGCCGCGAAUUUACACCCGCUCUACUCGACGCUCUUGAUACAAGCGUCACGCGCUCAAAAACACUACGGAGAGAUUGGAACUGCUUUUGGCAUGCUGGUCUCCAACCAAAAACAGAGCAACGCGAAGCCGCAUAUCGACACUGGCGCAACUCACCUGAUAACUGGGAAGUACGCGCACGCCUAUGGAUACACUCUGUUGGCACUGGUCCUGGGUUUCUAUUUUUUGACGCACAGCCCAAUAUGUCCCCAUUCACGAAAGGCAUAGCAGCCGCACCUAGCAACUACAGACCAAUCAGUCUAACCAGUGUGUUUUGCAGAGUACCCGAGCGGUGCUUACUACCUAAACUUCUAAGCGCAAUGCCUGCACCAGAUACUCCUGCCCAAGGUGGUUUCCGCCAUAGACGUGGAGUAUUCGACGAGGAAUCGCACUAA